Molecule: messenger RNA, 508 nt
Organism: Amphimedon queenslandica
Lineage: Eukaryota; Metazoa; Porifera; Demospongiae; Haplosclerida; Niphatidae
Product: IQ and AAA domain-containing protein 1-like
Exons: 4
Coding region: 26-508 (160 amino acids)
Source: RefSeq, a predicted model, not a curated record
CAGUGGAAGAGUCUUAUACUGAAACAUGGCGGACAUGUUACUGAUGGAUUUGACAUCGAGCUCAUUAGCUAAAGUAUCAGACAGAUACACUCCAGGACACAUGAUCACUGGAAUAACACAAGUACUCACUGAAAGAAGAAUACAACAACUUUGUAAGCGUCCAUUGACUACAGCAGAAUUCAUUCCUUUUCUUGCUAAAAUUGAUCCGAUUUAUAGAGAAGAAGAGGAAGCAUACAAAGCUUGGUUUAACAAGACUCCUCUUGGAAAGAAGAGAAAUAAAGCUAUCAAAGAAGCAAUGGGAGAGGAUGAUGGAGGAGGAGGGAAGAAAGGGAAGAACAAGUUUUCUACUGCUUUUGAGAAAGGAGAUCAUGAAGAAGCUGUUCGCUUACUACCAUUAGUGGAGGAACCGAAUAAAAUUAAAAGCUACUGUAAGGGGGAUGAUGUUAGUUUGCUUCAUUUGUCUUCAUACAAUGGCUGGUUAGAGUGUUACAAAAAAUCUCAUCACUAA